Messenger RNA from Oryzias melastigma (Indian medaka), 4987 nucleotides. RefSeq names its product discs, large homolog 3 (Drosophila) (gene dlg3). Gene Ontology annotation, biological process: chemical synaptic transmission. Gene Ontology annotation, cellular component: neuromuscular junction; postsynaptic density membrane; neuron projection. Gene Ontology annotation, molecular function: kinase binding. The transcript is spliced from 22 exons. The coding region runs from base 860 to 3601 and encodes 913 amino acids. Lineage: Eukaryota; Metazoa; Chordata; Actinopteri; Beloniformes; Adrianichthyidae. The record is from RefSeq and is a predicted model, not a curated record.
CCUCUCAAUAAUCCACAUCUAGGGCAAGCUGGCUGAGAGGCAACCCAGUGCUCAGCUCCUCUCUGCCGGCUGAGAAAAAGAGGAGAGCGAAGACCCUUCUCAAAGCAGGACUAAAAACGAGAGAUUUUUUUCAACCAACUGGAAGACGACCAACGGAGGAUUUUCAUCUGCGGAUAUCAUUUAUUUAUACAUAUUGUUUAUAUAUCUAUAUAUAUAUUUGUACACACGCAUAUAGAUAUAGAUAUAUAUAUAUAAAUAUAUUAUAUAUUUAUAUAUAUAUACAUUUAUCUCUGUACAUAUCUGUAGCUGUGCUUGUCUGUUUAUAUGACUAUUUUUAUAUAUUUGUGUGUGUAAAUAUAUAUAUAUAUAUAUAUAUAUAUAUAUAUAUAUAAUAUUAUCAAAAUAUAUAUACAUACACCCAUGUGUGUAUGCAUAUAUCUAUGAAUAUAUUUGCGUAUCACUGUGAGGCAAGAGAAGCGAGAAGACAUUUUUGUCAUCAGGGCUGGUCUCUGAUUGCAUGGUGGCAUACAAUAUUUAAUAAUUUCCUUUGAUCUUCUACGUCAAGAGGACAAAGACUACGUGACCAUUUUGUAUUUUUGUGUUCCUGUGCUGCUCGUCAUCCAUUCAGAUCUCUAUUUUUUUUUUUUUUUUUUGCUAACAUCCUAGAGGAAUAAAGGCGUCGGUGGUGAGGAUUUGAUGAAAAGGAGCAAAUUUGUAGAAAUUCCUGCUAUUAGUGUUAUCUGUGUCGGCAUUAGCACUCUGUGAACCGAUCACAGAGUGCUCUGUGAGAUCUGAGGAGGCAGCAGAGACAGAGUGCCACGCCGCCCAUCUCAGCUUCAACCUAGCCAGCACAGCCAGCAUGCACAAACACCACCACUGCUGCAAGUGCCCAGAAUGUUAUGAGGUGACCCGUAUGGCUGCCCUGCGCAGGAUGGACGCCCCGGCAUAUGGAGGAGACUGGCAGGCCGAACCCUAUGGAUACCCACCAGGGUACGGAGGAGGACAGACCUUACCCCCUCCAGCCUCAGGGGGGGGUGGAAGCAUGGGUGGAGGAGGGGGCACUUUGGGAAGAAGUAAGGGGAAAAUGAUGUCUGGAGGAGGCCCUGGAGGCCCCAACCCAAAAGGCCAAUCCAAGAGUGGCCCAAAAGUAAAUGGUAACAACUCAAGUGGACAAGGAGGAUGGUGGCCUGAGUGCACCUGCACCAACCGGGAGUGGUACGACCAGGCCAACCCUCCCCCCAUUAUUGUCAACGCAGACUCACUAGAUGCAGGCCCUUAUGUAAACGGCAGUGAUGCGAUGUAUAAAUAUGAAGAGAUCAUUUUGGAAAGGGGGAAUUCUGGCCUGGGCUUUAGCAUUGCUGGAGGAAUAGACAAUCCUCACAUUCCAGAUGAUCCGGGGAUCUUCAUCACCAAGAUAAUCCCAGGAGGAGCAGCCGCUAUGGAUGGACGGCUGGGGGUCAACGACUGUGUGCUGCGUGUGAACGACGUCGAUGUGUCUGAGGUGGUUCAUAGUCGGGCAGUGGAAGCCCUGAAGGAGGCGGGGCCUGUUGUGAGGCUGCUGGUCCGACGGAGGCAGGCCCCACCUGAGACGAUCCUGGAGGUCAACCUGCUCAAAGGACCCAAAGGACUAGGGUUCAGCAUCGCUGGAGGGAUCGGGAACCAGCACAUCCCAGGAGACAACAGCAUUUACAUCACCAAGAUAAUAGAAGGAGGUGCUGCCCAGAAGGAUGGACGGCUGCAGACUGGAGACCGCCUGCUAGCUGUGAACAACAUUGUGCUGCAGGACGUUCGUCAUGAGGAGGCAGUGGCAGCCUUGAAGAACACCUCAGAUAUGGUUUACCUCAAAGUGGCGAAGCCAGGCCCGGUGCAUCUGAACGACAUGUACGCCCCCCCAGACUACUCCAGCAGCCUGGCCCUCCCUCCAGCCUUCCCGACAAUGGUGGACAACCACGUCAGCCAUAACUACAUGGGGGCAAUGGAGCCAAAGCCAGUGUACGCGCCACCCCAGGUCACCCCGUCCAGGUACUCGCCCGUCCCACGCCACAUGAUGGGGGAGGAAGACUUCACAAGCAGGGCUGAGCCUAUUUACAGUGUCAUCCACAAACCUGGGGAUAGCAAGGUACCCCAGGCCCUCAACAGAGGCUUCUGUUCUUCCCCCGCUCCCUUGUGCCAAGGUCCACUCCCCUUCUCUAGCAGGGAGCCGAGGAAGGUGGUGCUGCACAAGGGCUCCACAGGUCUGGGCUUCAACAUCGUCGGUGGAGAGGAUGGAGAGGGGAUCUUUGUCUCCUUUAUCUUGGCUGGAGGACCUGCUGACCUGAGUGGAGAGCUGAGGAGGGGCGACCGCAUUCUUUCAGUAAAUGGAGUAAAUCUUAGGAAUGCCACACAUGAGCAGGCGGCAGCAGCCUUGAAGAGAGCAGGCCAAACCGUCACCAUCAUUGCGCAAUACAGGCCUGAAGAAUAUAGUCGCUUUGAGUCCAAGAUCCACGACCUGAGGGAGCAGAUGAUGAACAGCAGUAUGAGCUCAGGCUCGGGAUCCUUACGCACCAGCGAGAAGCGCUCCCUCUAUGUCAGAGCUCUGUUUGACUACGAUCGAACAAGGGACAGCUGCCUACCUAGCCAAGGUCUGAGCUUCUCCUACGGGGACAUCCUUCAUGUCAUAAAUGCAUCCGAUGAUGAGUGGUGGCAGGCGAGACUUGUCACUCCUCAUGGAGAAAGCGAGCAGAUUGGAGUCAUUCCAAGCAAGAAAAGAGUGGAGAAGAAGGAGCGGGCCAGAUUAAAAACCGUCAAGUUCCACGCCAGGACAGGCAUGAUUGAGUCUAACAGGCCAGUCAAAGUAAAGCGCAAAAAAAGUUUCAACCUUUCACGCAAGUUCCCGUUUUACAAGAGCAAGGAGAAUAUUGCAUACGAGUUGGUGGAUCCAGAACAAUGCCUGACGUCCAACACAAGUGACAGCGAAAGUAGUUCCAAGGGUCAAGAAGACACUAUUCUUUCUUAUGAGCCAGUCAUCCGACAGGAAAUUCACUACACGAGGCCUGUGAUCAUUUUGGGCCCAAUGAAAGACAGAGUAAAUGAUGACCUCAUCUCAGAGUUCCCCCACAAAUUUGGUUCAUGUGUACCCCAUACGACCCGCCCAAGGAGAGAAAACGAGAUGGAUGGUCAGGACUACCACUUUGUAGCCUCAAGAGAGCAAAUGGAGAAAGAUAUUCAAGACAAUAAGUUCAUUGAGGCUGGCCAGUUUAACGAGAACCUCUAUGGGACGAGCAUCUUGUCUGUCCGAACUGUGGCAGAAAGGGGGAAACACUGCAUCCUGGACGUGUCUGGAAAUGCCAUAAAACGACUGCAGCAAGCACAACUUUAUCCAAUUGCCAUCUUUAUAAAACCAAAAUCCAUUGAAGCUCUAAUGGAAAUGAACAAGAGGCAGACGUACGAUCAAGCCAACAAAGUGUUUGACAAGGCAGUAAAGCUGGAGCAAGACUUUGGAGAGUUUUUCACCGCUAUUGUCCAGGGUGACUCGCUAGAGGAAAUCUACAACAAAAUCAAGCUCAUCAUCGAGGAGCAGUCUGGGCCCUACAUCUGGAUCCCCUCCUCAGAGAAGCUCUGAGCUCCCUGCCGCUCUCUCUGCGUUAGUGCGGAGCUCCCCCUCUUCCUCCUCUCCCCCCAGAGACCCCAACCACACGCCCACAUAGCCCCCUCCUCGCCUCCUUUUUGCAGAUAUGUUUCAUAUCAAGUUUUAGUGUCAUCAUUAUGUUACUCUCUAAAUGAAAAAGAAGUCUUAUCACCAUUACUGUGACUGUGCACACCCCUGCAUGAGUUCUCAACAAAAUCCAUACAAGACUAGAAAUGCCAUCCAAAGGAAUCUGUCAAAGAAAUCAAAAAGGGAAAAAAAAGAACAAAUCCUGUUGUAAACUGGGGCUGCCUGGAGAUCAGUACGAUGCGCCGAUGUCUGGACACGAGCAGGGAUUUUAGAAGAGGUGGCAGGAGAAGAAAGACGAAUCACACCAAGUUUGAACACUGUAAAUGUUCAUCAAGUCAUAUUCAAAGACGAGGUGAGAAGCUGAAGGUUUGGCUUUCUUUCUUUUGUGCUUUUCUAAACAGACUGGAUGAAAUGGAGCCCUGCUGAUGGUACUGUUGUCUCUUGUUUAUACUGAGCGGAGAAGCCUGAAGAAACUGGUGAUUCGCAAACCGGCUUGCUGUUUGUCUGCCAGUUGUCUGUGCCGCAGCAGAUAAAGACACUGAAAGGCAGAUCAAGUGGAAGAAAUGUGUUGUGAAUCUCUACAUUUAUAUUAUAAAAAAUCAUAAAAUAAAUGAUAAAUUCUACUGAGAUUUUACCGCAUAUUAAGAGUACACAUUUUACACUUCACUAGAAAUUGUCAAUCUGGGGGGCUGUGAGAUUUUAUUUCUUCUUUUAAGUUUUUUUUUUUUUUUUUGCUUGUGGUUUUUAGCUGCUCUGUGAAGGAUGGAGGUAGAGACGUGUAUCUGGGCUCUCUGCAAAACACCAAACUGCCUUACAUCAAAUACAAAUUCUGUUUUGUGACUACCUGUUGUCUGUGAGGAAAGCUGCAAACGGCUGAUGAGAUAACAGAAAGGAGCAUUUUUCUCUGCAUUAUUUUGAGUCCUGCAGCUGUAGGGAGGCCUGAUGUUGAGUGCAAUAGAUUAAAGCGAGUCUCACCCCUGUGGGCAACUUUCCUCUUCCCUGUUUUCAAUCUUUAUCCUCUGUAAUUUCUAAAUCUGGAUUAAAUUUAGACAGCCGAAGGCGUCUAACUCCUGUUUAGCAGCAGACCACCCUCUUACACUCUCUGCCUUUCCAGAGGAUUCACUUAAGAUUGGUGACAUGGUACUGUCCUAUCUGCCGCCAUUGUGGCGAACUUAAAACGGGUAGAACAAGACAACAAUUGUAUUGGAUGUUCUUAAAGUCAAAUAGUUAUAACCUGUUUUGAAUUGUCCCCCUACCAUAAAAACACUAAAGCUGUGUUUGAGUAAAACUUGA